GAUACAAUAUAUUUUAUGAAAACACAUCAAAGUAGCUAGUAGCUAAAGCCGAAUAAAUAAAUUAAACCAAACAAUAAGAAAAGAAAAAAGCGUACGGAAAAAUAUGGAGACUUACGUUGAUGCGAUUGGGGUGGACACGGAAGCUACAACAACGAUGGCUAAGCAGAGCAAAAAGAAGUUGAAGGUUAUGGUUGCGAUGGAUGAAAGCAAGAAUAGCUUCUAUGCGUUGGAAUGGGCAGUUGAACAUCUCAGAGAUGUUAUUAGCGCAGAACCGGAAACCGAUCAAGCAGGCGGUUUACUGACGUUGGUUCAUGUCCAUCCAACAUACCUUCAAUAUAUCUACCCUUCUGGUGGAACUGCUUCGGCUGUGUAUGCGACAGAUUCAGUUCCUGAAUCAAUGAAGAAAGCACGAGAAGAGAGCACGGCCAAGCUGUUCACACGGUCAUUGGAGAUAUGUCGUGGCAAAAUGGUGAAGACAGAAACGAUGAUAUUGGAAGGAGAUCCUAAGGAGAUGAUAUGCCAAGCAGUCGAACAAACUCACGUGGAUCUUCUUGUUGUUGGUAGCCGUGGACUUGGCAUGAUCAAGAGGGCCUUUCUAGGGAGUGUGAGUGAUUACUGUGCUCAACAUGCGAAAUGUCCUAUUCUCAUCGUGCGACCACCUAGAGAAACCUCGACCAGUAGUAGCACUAAGGAACACAAGAGCAACUGAGGAAAAACCAUGUGACGAUCACUUUUGUGUUUUGCUCUGUAGUGUGAUGACUACUCUCUUUUUCAUUCCGUUUGUAUAUGAAUAAAAGUUUUAAAUGUGGUGUUGAACGAUUUGUUUUGCGUCA
Molecule: messenger RNA, 833 nt
Organism: Raphanus sativus (radish)
Lineage: Eukaryota; Viridiplantae; Streptophyta; Magnoliopsida; Brassicales; Brassicaceae
Product: universal stress protein A-like protein
Exons: 4
Coding region: 104-709 (201 amino acids)
Source: RefSeq, a predicted model, not a curated record